Messenger RNA from Hirsutella rhossiliensis, 1212 nucleotides. RefSeq names its product torus domain-containing protein. Gene Ontology annotation, cellular component: U2-type catalytic step 1 spliceosome; U2-type catalytic step 2 spliceosome; Prp19 complex. The record is from RefSeq and is a predicted model, not a curated record. Gene Ontology annotation, molecular function: U6 snRNA binding; pre-mRNA binding; metal ion binding. Lineage: Eukaryota; Fungi; Ascomycota; Sordariomycetes; Hypocreales; Ophiocordycipitaceae. The transcript has 2 exons. Bases 1 to 1212 code for a protein of 403 amino acids.
AUGGCCGACGUUGAAGCUCAAACAGCCACGGCGACGGCCGUCGACAAAAGCGGCGACGAAAUUGCCCUCGUGGCCGCCAACACCGACGUCGCGGCGCCAGCAGAAAAGAAGAUGGUCAAGAAGAUGAUCCGCAGGAAGAAGCGCCCGGCACGGGCGCAGAUCGACGCCGACAGCAUCACCUCGGAACCGCCUCCGCAGACAGGCACAAUCUUCAACAUCUGGUACAACAAGUGGUCGGGCGGCGACCGCGAAUCCAGCCAGCAGUUGCAUGCCAAGGGGCGCUGCAACAUCGCCACCGAUAGCGGCUACACCAGGGCGGAUAAAGUCACGGGCAGCUACUUCUGUCUGCGUUUUGCGCGGGGGCUGUGCCCUCUGGGCCAGGACUGCGAAUACCUGCAUCGGCUUCCAGGCGUCUACGACCUCUUCAGCCCUAAUGUCGACUGCUUCGGUCGCGAGAAGUUUGCCGACUACAGAGACGACAUGGGCGGCGUCGGCAGCUUCAUGAGGCAGAACAGAACAGUCUAUGUCGGGCGCAUACAUGUGACGGACGACAUUGAAGAGAUUGUGGCGCGCCACUUUGCGGAAUGGGGACAGAUCGAACGCAUCCGCGUGCUGAACUCAAGAGGCGUCGGCUUCAUCACCUACACCAACGAAUCCAACGCCCAGUUUGCACGAGAGGCGAUGAUGCACCAGUCACUAGACCACGACGAGAUCUUGAAUGUCCGAUGGGCGACGGCCGACCCCAACCCCAUGGCGCAAAAGCGAGAGGCCAGGCGAGUCGAGGAACAGGCGGCUGAGGCUAUUCGAAGGGCAUUACCCGCAGACUUCGUGGCAGAGAUUGAAGGCAAGGACCCCGAGGCCCGGAAGCGGAGAAGGCUGGAGAGCAAUUACGGCCUCCAAGGCUACGAGGCGCCGGACGAGGUACACUUUGCUCGUGGCGCCAACGCCGUCAACCCCGUCGGACGCCAGGGAUACGAGACGGAGCAGCAGCAUUGGAUGAUUGAAGAUGGGGGGCGAUCAACAGAGGAACAAGCGACGGGAGGGCAAACCGAACACUCGUCGACGGCACAAGGGGGGGGCAUAUUCUCGAGCAGCACUCUUGCUGCCCUGCAGAGAGCCAAGGUCUCUGUGGCGUCAAGGCCAAAAGCAGCGGCGCAUGCGGCAGCGGCUGGACCGCUGGUGGCUUACGGUAGCGACAGCGAAGACGACUAG